AUGGAGUCCAAGAGAAAUCAAAGUGCUCAUGGUGAUGAAAAGGAAGUAACCUCAACCCUUCCCAGACGAGCAGGCUUGAAUUUAUUCUACCAAGGCUUUUGGUACUCGGACGUGUCUUUGGUGGCCACAACCAUCUCAGCUCAACGUUCCGAUAUUUUCCUUUGCAGCUUUCCGAAAACCAGCACGACUUGGCUGAAGGCACUCGCUUUUUCCAUCGUCUCGAGAACCACCGUCAUCGACUGUGAUUCCACCGCCGACCCUUUCGCUUCCAUGUCGCCGCAUGAAUGUCUUCCUGCCUUGGAGUACAGUGAAACUUUUACCCCUUUCGACCGAGAUCCUCGGAGCCCUCUAAUAGCCACACAUAUCCCCUUCUCUUCGUAA
Molecule: messenger RNA, 381 nt
Organism: Hibiscus syriacus
Lineage: Eukaryota; Viridiplantae; Streptophyta; Magnoliopsida; Malvales; Malvaceae
Product: flavonol sulfotransferase-like
Exons: 1
Coding region: 1-381 (126 amino acids)
Biological process (GO): sulfation
Cellular component (GO): cytoplasm
Molecular function (GO): sulfotransferase activity
Source: RefSeq, a predicted model, not a curated record